CAGUUUACAUUCCACUGCGAAAAUGAAGGUUUUGUUAUACUUCCUUAUUGUUAUUCAUGCAACAUUACAAGCAUGUAUAGAUCUGGAACAGCAGGCGACAGUCCAGAUACAGAACUUCGAAUGCCCCAUCUAUGUUCACCCUCCACCUUGCAACCAGAGACACCAAGAAACCUACGAAUAUGAAUGUACUUGCGUGAAACAGCCUAGCUACAGCCCUGGUGUCUACAACACAGGGACGUAUUUAGGCAUCGAUAAAAAAUGUCCUACAGAUAUUUACAACACAGGGACUUAUUUAGGCGUUGAUAAAAAAUGCCCCACAGAUGUGUAUAAUACGGGGACGUAUUUAGGCUCUUACUAUCCACAAACAGGUGUGGAUCAAUUUUGUCAAACAGAUGUGAAGAAGUCGUGCCCCAGAAAAGUAGAAAUUGAUACGACUCUGAUGUAUGGCUUACCGCAAAAUUAUCAAAAUCGACAAUGUGAAGUCAAAUAUGCUUAUUACUAA
This is a messenger RNA of Amyelois transitella, 502 nucleotides long. RefSeq lists its product as uncharacterized. The transcript is spliced from 2 exons. Bases 23 to 502 code for a protein of 159 amino acids. The record is from RefSeq and is a predicted model, not a curated record. Lineage: Eukaryota; Metazoa; Arthropoda; Insecta; Lepidoptera; Pyralidae.